Haemonchus placei is the source of this 1365-nucleotide messenger RNA. NCBI's taxonomy places the organism in Eukaryota, Metazoa, Nematoda, Chromadorea, Rhabditida, Trichostrongylidae. The record is from the annotation of a GenBank genome assembly.
CUUUAUAGAAUCGCCGAUUUCUGUAAUAUCAAUUUAUUGAAUUUCAGCCUCUCAAGUUCAUCAUCAACCUCACGACAACCGACCGAGAAAGUUGACAGUACAUUCAACGGUAUGCCGUCAUCCGGUAUGGCACCGAAUUUGCCGUUAUCCCUUCAAAUUGGAGACUAUAAAGUAUGGGAUUACCUAGUUGAGGUGAGCUGGAUUGAUGCUGGUGCAUUCCGUUUAUCGCCGGCCUACUCUCUGUAUUUGGCAUUACGAUUCUUCCAAUCCCAUUCGAAACCUUACUUGGUGCAGUUCUUCACCCGAAUUGCUCAUCACAUGAAUCAAAUCUCCCAGGAUUGUACUUCUCGAGAUGAGUUGCUAUUCUGGUUGGCCAAUGCAAGCGAGUUAUCGUUUUUGGUAGAACGGGAUCCAGAUUUGCGUCAGCUGGGAACAGUUGUAGAGACAGUGUUCCGACGGUUAUGUACUGUUCUUCUGGGAGCCCUUCGACCGGCAUGCAAGCCUAUGUUAGAUGUUACUAUUCCUAUUGAGGAUGGCAAUGAACUCCUGUCCUUGCUAGACGGUACGCUGAGAGCAGCUCGAGCUUCACGGUUAAAUGCAGCCCUAACGAUACAGUUGUGUAGUCAUGUACUUCACGCUAUUAAUGCUACCAUUUUCAAUGCACUCGUUGGUGUAUCAUCACCAGUCCGGUUGACCACACGAUUAGGCAAGUGUUUACAAGCUCGACUGGCAGCGUUGCAUGGGUGGGCUGAACAAAUGGGUGUCGAGUUGGCGGCUGAAUGUCAUUUGGACCGUAGUCGACAAGCGGCAGCUCUUUUGGCUGCCCAGAAAAACGAUGUCGCAGCCCUGGGGGCCACCUGCUACAAGUUGAACAGCUUGCAGGUCCGAUAUCUGCUCACACAUUUUUCUGCUCAAGAUGGUGAGAUUCCGUGUGAUAAUGAUGUCAUAACACGGAUAGUUAGUCUGGCUGAACGACAGGCAGAUCAUCUAACGUUACAGGUAGGAAACUGGAAGUUUCAAAACGAUGCAUUUCAGGGUGUUGGAGAUAGACAAGUGGGCAUUUAUGUGAAGAAAGUCGUUGCCGGAAGUCCAGCCGCAGCGGAUGGUCGGUUGGCAACUGGUGAUCAAUUACUAUCGGUCAAUGGACAAUCGUUGCUGGGAAUAUCACAAGAAGACUUGCAAAGUUUCCGCCAUGUUGGAUUCGAUCGACUUCCGUCACAUUAUCGACACUCAAAUAGACCGACAGUCAUUCAGCCGGGGCGGCCGUCGGCCUUGUCACCUUCGGCAUUGCGACGAGGAGCUCAUUCACCGGUAUCGCUUUAUCGUCCUCCAAGCGCAACGAACCUGUUCGCAGCACCAAGGUAA